Messenger RNA from Symsagittifera roscoffensis, 768 nucleotides. Its product is annotated as peptidyl-prolyl cis-trans isomerase A-like. Gene Ontology annotation, molecular function: peptidyl-prolyl cis-trans isomerase activity. The transcript has a single exon. Gene Ontology annotation, biological process: protein folding; protein peptidyl-prolyl isomerization. Lineage: Eukaryota; Metazoa; Xenacoelomorpha; Acoela; Convolutidae. Gene Ontology annotation, cellular component: intracellular membrane-bounded organelle. The coding region runs from base 86 to 577 and encodes 163 amino acids. The record is from RefSeq and is a predicted model, not a curated record.
AACUAAAUCUGUACAACAUAUCUGUUUUUAUUUCAGUUUGUUUGCUUUCUGAUCUUACUUUCAUUCCAUUUACUAACCGAUCAAAAUGGUAGUUAAAGUGUUCUUUGAUAUGACUAUUGGUGGCAGCGCUGCUGGAAGAAUAGAGAUUGAAUUGAGAGACGAUGUGGUUCCUAAAACAGUAGAGAAUUUCCGAGCUCUUUGUACCGGCGAGAAAGGAUUCGGCUUCAAAGGUUCAAGUUUCCAUCGUGUCAUUCCGGGUUUCAUGUGCCAAGGAGGUGAUUUCACCAAAGGAAACGGAACUGGUGGUAAAAGCAUCUAUGGCGAGAAGUUUGCUGACGAGAACUUCCAACUGAAGCACACCGGGCCUGGAAUUCUGUCAAUGGCAAAUGCAGGGAAAAAUACAAACGGAUCUCAGUUCUUCCUCUGCACUGCUAAAACAGAGUGGUUGGACGGUGCCCACGUCGUGUUCGGAAAAGUAUCUGACGGCAUGAAUGUUGUCAAGGCUAUCGAAGCUGUCGGGUCUCAACAGGGAAAGACCUCCAAGAAAGUUGUGAUCGCCGAUUGCGGACAGCUGUAAUCUGCUAGCUAUGUGAAUGAUAUAUAGCUUAUAAUGAUGGUUUCACAAACUCUGAAGACGCUCUAAUCGUGAAAUCCUUUCUCAAUCACUCGAACAUUAUUUUUCGAAAUGAAUGCUGAUCAGUUUUUCAAGCUGAUCGAUGUGUUUUCUGUUAAAACAACAUUGAGUGAUAAAUUCAACUUUUCUCUCUA